Messenger RNA from Closterium sp. Naga37s-1, 1320 nucleotides. Lineage: Eukaryota; Viridiplantae; Streptophyta; Zygnematophyceae; Desmidiales; Closteriaceae. The record is from the annotation of a GenBank genome assembly.
AUGGAUGCUACUAAGGAGGUGCCCGUUGCUGGCAAUAAGGGGGAUAAUGCUGCUGCUGCUGCUGACAUUGAUCUCAACCUUGAGGAUUUCGUGGUUGACAUGGAGAUCAAUGGAAGUGAAGCUGGCCUUGAGGCUGAUGCUGAAUAUGAGGAUGAGGCUGGCUCUGAUGAGGAUGUGUCUAACGAGAUUGAGAACAGUGCUGUCAAACUCCAGACUCAACUCACGGAGCAGAAUAUUCUCAUUGGAGUGCAACAGUGCCGUAUCCAGAACUUGGAGGCUGAUUCUAACCUCCAGACCACUCUCCAGUUCGUGCAGGAUCAGCUCAAGAAGCAAGAGAAAAACAUCUCUGUGCUUCGGGCUCAGUACAGGGAGAUCCGGCGUGGCAACCUCUAUCAGCCUGCUCCUGCAGCAGAGCGAGUCGCCAAUGCCGCUAACAGCCAUGCUGCACCUGCUGCUGCACCUCCUGCUGUUCCUCCUCCUUCUGGAGCACGUGCUGAGCCUCCUGCUGCAACUGCAAAUGCCUUUGGCUCCUGCCCUUUGGCCCUGCCUCGUUUUGUCCAUGGCAAGACCGACGUCGAGACUUGGCUUUCCAUUGCGGAGGACUUUAUGUCCAUCCACAAUGUGCGUAGCGAGGCUCGCAUGGUCGCUGCAACCCUUGCCUUGAACGACACUGCGAGCAAGUUGGUGUAUGCCAACAAGCGCCACGCAGAGGCUAAUGGUCAUCCUUUUGGCUGGGAGGAGUUCAAAGCUGCCAUGUUGGUGGCAUUCCUGGGUCAGCCCCUGGCGCUCGAGGUGCGUAGCCGCCUGGAGAACAUCCAGUGCGGUGACCAGCCUGUACGCGAGUACGCCAAGGAGUUUGAGAAAACUCUGUCGCUACUGAAGACUGCUCUUCGUGAGAGCGAGGUCAUCCACCAGUUCUUCAAGGGACUCCCUGAGCACAUCAAGCGUGUGCAUGUUGUGCACGGGGAGCACCAGUGGAGGGCCUACAAGGAGUGCAAGGAGCAGGUCAUAGAUACGGAUGUGAAUUUCCGUGCGUACAUGACUCACGCUCGUGCUCAGCAGCAGCCUAGUGCCGAAGGCCCUAGGGGGGGUGGUAACAGGACUCAGGCACACAGGGGCGGUGGCUCUUGGAAGAGGCCCUAUCAGCAGAGGGGGGAAUCCUCUGGGACUCAGUCCAAGAGGGCCCAUGCUGGGCCUGCCAAGGAUCCUCAGGAUGAGGAUAAGCCCCCAGCGGGCUGCCGCAUCUGUGGCAAGCUCGGCCACAAGUCCUAUCACUGCCGUUGGAGGAAGUCCGUCAAGAACUCCGGCAAGCCCAACUAG